AUGGACAUCAAGGUAACAGCAACACGCAGCAUGCACUGGGUCAACACCAGGCAAGACGCCGACGCCGACGGCUACUACAACCUCGGGGACCAUUAUAUGCCAAUCUCAACGAAGUCCACUGAGGCACAGAAGUGGUUCAACCGUGGGCUGGUGUGGGUUUAUGGGUUCAACCAUGAAGAGGCCGUCAAGUGCUUCCGGCGCGCCCUCGACCAUGAUGCAGACUGUGCCAUGGCCCUUUGGGGCGUGGCCUAUGCCCUAGGUCCAAACUACAACAAGACCUGGGGGGUAUUUGAUCCUCUGGAGCUCGAAACCAGCACCCGUGAGGCGCGUCAGUCCAUUGUGAAGGCUCUUGAGAAGUCCGGCCCGGGCAGCGGUGUCUCUGAUGUAGAGAGGGCCCUCAUCGUGGCCCUCGAACGGCGCCAUCCCCGAGAGACUAUCAGCGUCGAGGAUGGUUAUCUCCUCAACAAAGAAUAUGCUGAGGCGAUGCGCAUGGUCUACCAGAGUCACCCAGAGCAUCCUGACGUGACAGCCAUCUACGUCGAUGCUCUGAUGAACCUUUCCCCUUGGCGGCUCUGGGACAUUCGCACCGGCGAACCUCUCCCUGAAGGGCACGCCCUGGAAGCCAAGAAAGCCCUAGACGAUAGCCUAAAGAAGCAUCCCCGGCAUCCGGGGAUGCUCCAUCUCUACAUCCAUUUGAUGGAGAUGUCGACUCAUCCUGAGGAAGCUCUUCACGCCGCCGACACUCUUCGCGCGCUGGUGCCGGACGCCGGCCACCUGAACCAUAUGCCCACGCAUAUCGACGUUCUUUGCGGGGACUAUCGCCUGGCAAUUUCUUCCAACACUGAUGCCAUCGUGGCAGACGAAAAGUUCGUAGCCCGAGAUGGCGCACUUAACUUUUACAGCUUGUACCGAUGCCAUAACUAUCACUUUCGCGUUUAUGCUGCCAUGUUCGCUGGUCAAAGCCGCGUAGCCUUACAGACCGUCGAUCUACUCGAACGGACCCUCUCAGAGGACUUGCUGCGCACUGAGUCCCCACCCAUGGCUGACUGGCUCGAAGGCUUCCUCUCCCUGAGGGUUCACGUCCUAAUCCGGUUCGGUCUUUGGCACGACCUCAUCGGGCUCAAGCUUCCCGACGACCAGGAUCUCUACUGCAACACGACAGCCAUGAUCCAUUACGGAAAGGGAGUCGCCUUUGCCAAUGUGGGCAUGAUCAAAGAGGCAGAAGAGAGUCGACGACUCUUCCACGAGGCUGUCAAAAAGGUCCCUGAGUCACGCACAAUCUUCAACAAUACGUGCUUGUCUAUUCUUGCCAUCGCAUCCACCAUGCUGGAUGGAGAGCUCGAGUAUCGCAAGGGCAACAUUGAGGAAGGAUUGGCUCAUCUCCGCCACGCCAUCACGCUCGAUGAUAAUCUUCCUUACGAUGAACCAUGGGGCUGGAUGCAACCUACGAGACAUGCUUACGGUGCUUUGCUUCUCGAACAGGGCCGCCUUAAGGAAGCAUUAGCUGUUUAUGCUGCUGACCUGGGCUUUGAUGAGUCUCUUCCGCGAGCGCUGCAGCACCGCAAUAAUGUCUGGGCUCUUCAUGGCUUUCACGAGUGCUUGCUUCGACUCAACCGUGAAGAGGAAGCGAGGCUGAUCCGGCCACAACUGCAGCUGGCUAUCGCAGCCGCUGAUGUCCCCGUUAAUGCGUCUUGCUUUUGUCGGAGGGUGCCACAGGCAGCAUGCGAUCUCUGA
This is a messenger RNA of Thermochaetoides thermophila DSM 1495, 1734 nucleotides long. RefSeq lists its product as uncharacterized. Lineage: Eukaryota; Fungi; Ascomycota; Sordariomycetes; Sordariales; Chaetomiaceae. Bases 1 to 1734 code for a protein of 577 amino acids. The transcript has a single exon. Gene Ontology annotation, cellular component: intracellular anatomical structure. The record is from RefSeq and is a predicted model, not a curated record. Gene Ontology annotation, molecular function: protein binding.